Molecule: messenger RNA, 462 nt
Organism: Necator americanus (New World hookworm)
Lineage: Eukaryota; Metazoa; Nematoda; Chromadorea; Rhabditida; Ancylostomatidae
Exons: 1
Coding region: 1-462 (153 amino acids)
Source: RefSeq, a predicted model, not a curated record
AUGCCAGUAGUAGUUGUUGUCUUUGCCGCCACGGCGCAACUACACUGGUUGUUAGUGGGAGCCGUGCGCAACACCACAAUGCCAGUAAUAUGCUUUGCCGCCACGGCGCAACUACACUGGUUGUUAGUGGGAGCCAUGCGCAACACCAUAAUGCCAGUAGUAGUUGUUGUCUUUGCCGCCACGGCGCAACUACACUGGCUAUUAGUGGGAGCCGUGCGCAACACCAUAAUGCCAGUAGUAGUUGUUGUCUUUGCCGCCACGGCGCAACUACACUGGCUAUUAGUGGGAGCCGUGCGCAACACCAUAAUGCCAGUGGUAGUUGUUGUCUUUGCCGUCACGGCGCAACUACACUGGUUGUUAGUGGGAGCCGUGCGCAACACCACAAUGCCAGUAAUAGUUGUUGUCUUUGCACACCACAGCCACUAUAUUAGUGAGCCGUGCGCAACACCACAAUGCCAGUAG